CGAAUCACUCAAUCAUCAAGAACAUGAUAACUGAGGUUAAUUUUGAUUCGGGAAAACCGUAAAACCUCGUAGCAUCAUAAGUUCAUAAUAACAUAAAGUCACUAAGAAGGAGUGGGUUACGUUAAACCGUCCAAGUUUCUUGUUACUUCCCCGUGGCUCUGUUUUGUAGUUCGACUCAGUGUGAAGCUUUCAUUAACGUCAACGAUUCUGAUAAAUAAAAAAUGUCGAAUCGCUACGGUCAGGGUAGGCAAGACUAUAACAACAACAAGGGUUUCAUUAAAACACAGAAGAAAUUUGUCCCUAAAAAUUCAACUCCAACCCUAUCAACUUCCCUAAGAGAAAAACAACAAUCUGAUUCUGGUAGUAGCAAUAGCAAUUGGUCGGGUAGGGUUCAAUCGGGGGGUGUGAAUGGCAAUUUCGUGAAAUAUUUGCCGCAAGAUGAAGCAGUGGCUGCUGGUCUUGGCGCAGAAGAUGGUGGAUUGGAUCCCAUUGAAUCUCAAAGAGUUGUUGAUCUUCUCAAUUCACACUUGUCUUGUUUGCUCAAGUUGAAACCCAAGGAUUUCUGGUCACAAGUGGUUAGUGAUACCUCCUUGCAUGAGUUUCUAGACAGCUUUCUGCAAUUUAGGAGCAGAUGGUAUGAUUUCCCUCAUCGCGGGGCUAGAGGGAUUGUUGCUGGUGUUAUUGUUGGAGAGUUUGAUUUGAGCCGCCGUGUUUUCAUGGUGUUGUAUCGCAUUUCUUCCAAUAAAGAUCCUGGUGCUCGACCUGCAGAUACACUCAGUUUGAGAGAUCAUGAAGUUCUUUUGCAGGAGAAAAAGUUGCUUGAUUUGCCAAAGUUGUUUGAUAUAUGUGCCAUAUACAAUCAUACAAAUGAAGAACUGACAAGAUUGCUGGUUAGAAAUGCUUUGAAUGCUCAGCCUUGGAUACAUGAUAAUCUGACUGCAGUAAUAUUGCAUUUUAUGGGCAUUGUAAGCACAAUGCACGAACGUUGCAGUUCAUCAUUGGAGGUCUUAUUUGCUUCUGGAACUCCUGAUUACCAAAAUGCUACUUUUCUUCAAACUGAUCUGCUAGAGGUGAUGGACUUUAUAAACGAUGCAAUUGUAUCAAUGGAUGCUUUUGUUAGUGCAUACGAACCAGCAGCUCUAUUCUUCUCUUGCCCAGUUGAGAUGAGUUAUGGGAAUGAGGAACUGCUGAGCUUCCUGGCCAGAUUGCACGAUUCGCUAAUUCCGUCCUUGCAAAAGGGAUUCCAUGUCAUUUUUGCUGACAAACAAGAUGACACGGUCUCUAAUAUCGUGGUUAGUUUGAAGAUGUUAAGAAUGAGAUUGGUGAAGUUUGGAUGGCGAUUAUUGCACUCUUGCUAUUUAAGUGAUGACGUGUUCAAAGAUAGCAUCACUCUUCCACCUUCUGUGAAGAUGUUUCCUGCCAAUGUGGAGGAACCAGUCAUCAGAGCAGAUAUUCUGGUUCAAACAUUUAGAGAGGUCAAUUCCGUAUCAUUAAGUUUCCAGGAAAUCCAUCAGAAGGAAACAUUUCUUCAAGGUGUUGAAAGGAAUUUCAAUAUAUUAAGCAGGAUUGAGGGGUUAAAGCAUAAUGGGUGGAUAUUCGUUGACGACGAACAGCUUCAAUAUUUAUCUGGGAUUUUGAGUUCUUCAAAGGAGAUUAAUAAGGAGCCAUAUUCUGCAAAGGUCCCUGUUCCCAACCAAGCCAUUCAGACAAAUGAAGAUGCUGUAGUUAUAGAGUCAAAAAUUAGUCAAAUUAGGGACCUAUUCCCGGAUUAUGGUAAAGGGUUUUUAGCUGCCUGUCUUGAGGUCUAUGACCAAAAUCCUGAAGAGGUUAUUCAAAGAAUUUUAGAGGGAACCCUUCAUAAAGAUUUGAUGUGCUUGGAUACUUCUUUAGAGACCGUGCCACGGUCACAAGCCAAGUCCACCGCUGUUACCAGGAACGAUAAAGGAAAAGGUAUACUGAUUGAUUCUACGCCGUUGUCCUCAAAUACCAAAGCUUUUAGUGGGAAGCAACAGAUAGAAGGGCCAUUGAUGCCAUCCUCUUCCCCAAUUGGAAAAUUUGUGAGGAAAUCUAGAGCUGAUUUUCCAGAUCCAAAUACUUUAGAUAAAAAGGAUGAGAUAGAUACAUCAAGAACUGCUAUGCUUUUAUCACAAUAUGAAUAUGAUGAUGAGUAUGAUGACUCUUUUGAUGACUUGGGUCUAAGUGUAGCAGACUCUGGAGUUGAAGAAAAUGAAAUUCUUGGCGAUGAAAUGAAUGAAAAAUCAGGGAAAUCAAGGGCAAUAGGGACUGGAAACUCUGUCCAAAAUACCUCUAAUGCAAAAUGGGGUUCCAAGAAAAAGCCACAAUACUAUGUCAAGGAUGGUAAGAAUUAUAGCUACAAAGUGGCAGGUGCAGUGGCUGUUGCAAAUUCUGAUGAAGCUUCUUUAGUUAAUGAAGCUCAAAAAGAAUUGAUACAUGGUCUUGGACGAGGUGGAAACCUUCCUCUCGGUGCAGUACAGAAGUUGGAAAAUUCGUACAAGGGGGGUGAUAAUCGAUUCCAUGUUUCUGAAACAGGAGGCAGAGGGAGUAGUAGUGGCAGGUGGAAGAGUGAAGGGGGCAAACAAUUUGAAUCUAAUCAACAGCAGGAAAAACAAUCUGGUGUUUCUGAAGUGGAAGGUGGUGAUCAUGCUUCAAAUAACAGGGGGAGAGGUAGAGGGAGAGGGAGGGGAGGAGGUAGAAACAACCAUUACAGGAAGGACCAAGCCAUGAAGAAGCAUUUCUCUGGAUUGAGUGGUUUUUAAUAGGCUCAUCAACAUACAUUUCUUACUGGCCAAGAUGCCACAAUUCUGGCUACUGUCAAAGUCUACAUGUGAAAACUAAUUUUCUGUUUGAGAUGUAUAGACAUGUUGCAUUGCCCCUCCUCCGCUGGCAUCUUGGAAGCAUGGCUCAUACAUCUGACUGAUUAAAGUCUACUAUGGAUGCAGUCGAGACUUUCAUGUGUUCUGUUUUGGUUUUUCUUCUCUCUUCUAGUCCUCAUUUUCAUUGAUUGGGACUUGGAAGAACUAGAGCGUUACAUCGUGAGGUUUAUUGAAUUCACGAUCAGCUAUCGCGAUACCAACAUUAUCUAAUAUGCAACAAAAUAGUAUAAUGUUUGUAAAGAUUACUUCAUACUGGAAUCCCGUUUUGGUUAGGAGGAUUUGAAUGUAUUUUAUUUAGCCUACAUUUCCUUUUAACUGGGGCAUUUGAAUAACUUAGUUACAUUAGUAGUAAUUUUGUAGCAGUGUUCACUGAUAGCAGUGCUAGCAAGAGAAGGCCAAAGGGGUGGCCGAGUGUGGCGCAUCUCAGUCUUCAAUGUCAACUGUCAAGAGAAAGAGUCUAAGUUACAGGGUUUUAUACUAUGAACUUAAAUUAUUUUUUUAGCAUAUAAAAAUAAAAAGAGGUUGGUCCGACUCAACUGUGUUCCAUCCUAGUGAAUCAAAUUGGACAGAGUUGACUGAUGGCUGGAACUCAUUUUGAAUGCUUUGUUUACUCA
Cicer arietinum (chickpea) is the source of this 3508-nucleotide messenger RNA. RefSeq lists its product as uncharacterized. Gene Ontology annotation, molecular function: ubiquitin binding. The record is from RefSeq and is a predicted model, not a curated record. NCBI's taxonomy places the organism in Eukaryota, Viridiplantae, Streptophyta, Magnoliopsida, Fabales, Fabaceae.